Vicugna pacos (alpaca) is the source of this 3562-nucleotide messenger RNA. Its product is annotated as keratin, type II cytoskeletal 75-like. The record is from RefSeq and is a predicted model, not a curated record. Lineage: Eukaryota; Metazoa; Chordata; Mammalia; Artiodactyla; Camelidae. Gene Ontology annotation, cellular component: keratin filament. Gene Ontology annotation, molecular function: structural constituent of skin epidermis. Gene Ontology annotation, biological process: keratinization; intermediate filament organization.
GACCUGAGAACAGAGGAGCUGAUGGGAAGUCAUGGGAGGGUCUGCAGUGUGUGCUGCGAAUCUGGGCUGGCAGGAGGAGGGUAGGCGGGCUUGGGACCCAGGCCUGCCCCAAGUCCACAUUCCCAGGGCUGGUCCUGCCCUGGGUGGGGUGUUCCCCAUGAUGAUGAGAGGGGCAGGAAGAUGGGCUGUGGCCAGACAUGCCAUUGAAAUGAAUUCAACAGAGUGGUCUUUGAUCUUCUCUGGCCAAGCCCAGUUCUUGGAAGGGAUAAAAGUCAAGGAGAGGAGGGGAAAGCGAGACUUUGAAGGCUUCUCAUCCCUUUGACAUUUUCACUCUUCUGACCCUCUGGCACCAGCACCCACCAUGACUCAACGAUCCUCCAUCACCAUCAAGUCAGGGGGCACUCGGAACUUCAGUGCAUCCUCAGCUAGCCUCCUUCCAGGCUGCCGCGCCAAUUUCAGCUCUGUCUCCAUGUCCCAGGGCAGGAAGAGCUUUGGGGGUGGCUUUGGAGGUGGUUUCGGGACCAGGAGCCUCCACAGCUUUGGGGGUAGUAAGAGGAUCUCCAUCGGUGGGAGCUACCGCUCCGGCCAGGCCAGCUUCGGAGGUGCUGGCUAUGGGCUGGGUCUUGGGGGCAUUGGGUACAGGGUAGGGGGAGCCAGCAGUGGCUUUGGAUUUGGAGGUGGGAUGAUAUGUGGCGCUGGAGGCAUCCAGGAGGUCACUGCCAACCAAAGCCUCCUGACCCCUCUUCACCUGGAGAUCGAUCCGUCCCUCCAGCGGGUGCGGAUGGAGGAGAAAGAGCAGAUCAAGACCCUCAACAACAAGUUCGCCUCCUUCAUCGACAAGGUGCGGUUCCUGGAACAGCAGAACAAGGUCCUGGAGACCAAAUGGAGCCUGUUGCAGGAACAUAAGACCACCAGGGCCAACAUCGAGCCCAUGUUUGAAGCCUACAUCAGCAACCUGAGGCGGCAGCUGGACAGCCUGGGUGGAGAACGCUUGAGGCUGGAGACAGAGCUGAAGAGCAUGCAGGAUGUGGUGGAGGACUUCAAGAUCAAGUACGAAGAAGAAAUCAACAGGCGCACAGUGGUGGAGAAUGAGUUUGUGGUGCUCAAGAAGGACGUGGAUGCCGCCUACAUGAGCAAGGUGGAGCUGGAGGCCAAGGUGGAAGCCUUGAUGGAUGAGAUCAACUUUCUGAGGGUGUUCUAUGAUGCGGAGCUGGCUCAACUUCAGGCCCAGAUCUCUGAAACCAGUGUGGUCCUGUCCAUGGACAACAACCGCAAGCUGGACCUGGACAGCAUCAUCGCUGAGGUCAAGGCCCAGUACGAGGACAUCGCCAACCGCAGCCGGGCUGAGGCUGAGUCCUGGUACCAGAUCAAGUACGAGGAGCUGCAGCGGUCCGCCGGCCGGCACGGGGACGACCUCCGCUCCACCAAGAUGGAGAUCUCCGAGCUGAACCGGGUGAUGCAGAGGCUGCGCUCUGAGAUUGACAACGUGAAGAAGCAGUGUGCCGCGCUCCAGGCCUCCAUCGCCGAUGCGGAGCAGCGUGGGGAGCUGGCCCUCAAGGACGCCAAGCACAAGCUGGCCGAGCUGGAGGAGGCCCUGCAGAAGGCCAAGCAGGACAUGGCGCGGCAGCUGCGCGAGUACCAGGAGCUGAUGAACGUCAAGCUGGCUCUGGACAUCGAGAUUGCCACCUACCGCAAGCUGCUGGAGGGCGAGGAGUGCCGACUCACUGGAGAAGGUGUCGGAACCGUGAAUAUCUCCGUGGUCUCCUCCUCCGGGGGCUCAGGCUACAGCGGGGGUGGUGGCCUCUGCAUGACGGGGGGCAGCUAUGGCAGUGGCCUCAGCUACGGGGGCAGCGGCGCCAGCUUCAGCUCCACCAGCGGCCGCAGCAUGAGCGCCAGCAGCUCCAGCAUGCGCAUCAUCUCCAAGACCUCGUCCACCAAGAGUUACAGGAGCUAAAGGGCCCCCUGCCCCGCUGCCUGACCCCAAGACCCCCUGAUUCCCAGCCCUAAAGCCUGCUGCUUUGCUGACCACCCCCUGCACAGAAUCAACAGGAGGCACAGGGAGCGGGAAGUGGUCUGUGAGUUCCAAGGCCAUCUUGUCCAUCUCUCUGCCUCCAGACAAGUCCCCACAAAGGUACCUCACUCACUUUUCAGCCAAGAGCCCUCCAGGGUCCACAAGCAUCCAUUCCAACUGCCAUGUGCCCAAGACCGGGGCUGGGACAUUCUCUUCAGUAGCCUCCUACUGUCUGACCCAGAUCCCCUGCAACCACAGUCCUCCCUGGGGCUGCUUAUAACAGACCUUGGUGCCCCCAAAGAAGUUGAGUGCAGUCCGGGCCAGUGCUUUCCCGCCACACACAGAACAUCUGCCCUGCAGGAUCCCUCAGACCAGGAAAUGUUGCAAACCCUGCCCACAUAUUCCCUCCUCACCUCUGUCCUCCUUGUCCCCUCCAGGCACCCAGCCAUAUCCCCCAAUAACUCCCAUCAUCAGGAUAUUUGAAUGAGAAAUCAACAUCCUUCAAAAUAUUACCAGCUUGAUUAUUCAUAGUAGAUCAAAAUAAUGUUAUCAAGAACUCCAAAGUUCUCCGUGGCCCGGGGCUACAUUACGUGAGAGUUCAAAGUCAAAUUCCUUCCACAUCUGCCCCAUUUAAGCCAAUAUUAGAAUUUCUGUCCCACAGAGAAUGUCCUGGUGAUGAGGGGGAGGGAAGCAGGCUCACGUGAGGCUGCAGGAAACGCCUGCAACCAGCACAUCAGGGACCCAGUUAGCCUGUAUCAGAACUGCCCUGGGAAAUGGUCCUCCCCCGAAGAAGCCCCUGAGCUCAAGAGUUUUCUCUUUCCUUGGUGCUAGCCACAUCUCUCUUCUGGGAAGUUUUCUUUCCUUUCUAGCCAGCCCUUUUCACCUCCUCCCUCACCCUCAGUCCCCUUUCUGGUCAUCCUCUACAGCCCCGUGUGUCUCCUCUCUCAGUUGCCCUCCCUUCCUCUCCUCGCCCUUAUUUCUCUUUUCUUCCUCCCCUACUCAUCCAUUGGCAAUACAUUUCCUGCUCUCAAUCUCCCGACCUGUCUUCUUCUAUCUCCCUGUCUCUGUAAUGUCUAAGAUGUGGAUUUGCCUGUGCCCAGACCUGGCCAGAGGCAAAGCUCUUUAAGGCAGGCUGCCAGAUUCCCUGCCCACGGGGAGGGCGCAGGAUAGCAGACCGGGAAGAGAGAGGGAGUUCUUCCUUUGGUGUUUCUCCUUGCUCUGAGAGGGGCGUUGCUCGGCCCCUUGAAGAAGCAGAGGUGGGGUGGCGGUGGAAUAAGGAUGCGAGGAGGCACAGGGAUCUUUUUGAGUGGCCUUUAAGGGUGAUUUCCCCAUUGAGUCUGAAGAGUUGUAAGCCCUCAAGACACCUGCCAUGUACUCAAGACCAAAACACAUUUCAAAAGCAUACAGACAGGCUGCCAUGCUGCUGACCUGAAGACAGGAGAGUUCACGGUUUCAAAAAAAAAAGUCACUCCCGCUCAGUCAGUUCAAACCCGUCCGAACUGCCUGCUCCUUGUGCUUGCCCACUCCCUGAAAUCGCUUCAAUAAACUGUC